AUGGACGCCAUCUUCUUCAUCGUCAAAGAGGUGUGAAGAAGCUCCACUCAGAUCACGCAGUGCGUUCAUUAACGAUGCCUCUGUGGAUGCUGGGCUGAGGGACAUCUAUCUCAAAGACACCCAUUUCCCACAUCGGCUCAGUCAAGAACUGCUGAUAUUUGGCCCUUGGCAGCGUGGCAGCAGGCAGAGGCUUCGGUGGACCAGCUGCUGAGGCAAGCCACCCAUGUAAGUACUGUAUGCAUAGCCCAGCCGGGAGUGACUCUGGGCGACGGUCACUGAACGCAUGUGUCAAUGCGGUCCUAAGCAUACCUCUGGCCGGCUAGGCAGGGACGGACAGCGAGAGCGGAAGAAAAGAAGAUGUCAUGACUUGAAAGCCACUCUGGCCGUCUUGGGUGUUGACUGA
This is a messenger RNA of Ceraceosorus bombacis, 403 nucleotides long. The record is from the annotation of a GenBank genome assembly. Lineage: Eukaryota; Fungi; Basidiomycota; Exobasidiomycetes; Ceraceosorales; Ceraceosoraceae.